AUGAAGUAGAAUCUAAUAACUAUUAUAGGUGGCAACGGAUACAUAGGAAGGAGCAUUGCUAAGCAUGCUAUUAAUAGAGGAUUUAAUGUUAACUGUAUUAGUAGAAGUGGAUAAGUUAAAGAUGGUAGUGGAUAAAGUCACUGGGAUAAAAAAAUCAAUCAUAUCAAAGGAGAUGCAUUGAAGCCAUAAGAAUUUAAAGAUAUUCUAAUACAUAGCGAUAAAAUAAUUCAUAGUGUUGGAAUUUUAAGAGCUUAGUCUGAUGAAUAAUAUGUUUAAUUAAAUAGAGAUAGUGCUGUUUCAAUUGCAAAAUAUGUUGAUGAGUUAUCUUAGUAGGAUAAUUUAGCCAGAAAAUUUUUAAUGAUUAGCUCUUCUCAUUAUCCUCCAUUCAUGAAGAGAUAUUUGGAAACUAAAGAAGAAGCUGAAUAGAUAAUAAAAAAUGAAACUAAACUCAACUAUGUCAUAUUAAAACCAGGAUUUAUUUACAGUGCUAAAGAAAGGUGGUGGAGCUCUCCUCUUAAGGGGCCAGUAGAUUUAGCCUUUAAUAUAUUUGGAGGAAAAUAGUGCAGUAAUAACAUUGUAAAAUUUGAAUCAUCUAUUUCACUAAAUGAAGUCUGUUUAGCUGCUUUAUACGCUCUUGAAAGUGAAGAAAUCACAAAAGCUAGUCUUUUCAAUAAUGACAUUUCAAAAUAUGCCUAAAUGUAUAAAGAAAAACACAAUAUUAUAUUUACUGUUUGA
Molecule: messenger RNA, 735 nt
Organism: Tetrahymena thermophila SB210
Lineage: Eukaryota; Ciliophora; Oligohymenophorea; Hymenostomatida; Tetrahymenidae
Product: NAD-dependent epimerase/dehydratase family protein
Exons: 1
Cellular component (GO): mitochondrion
Molecular function (GO): protein-containing complex binding
Source: RefSeq, a predicted model, not a curated record